Messenger RNA from Acanthamoeba castellanii str. Neff, 1434 nucleotides. RefSeq names its product PH domain containing protein. Bases 1 to 1434 code for a protein of 477 amino acids. NCBI's taxonomy places the organism in Eukaryota, Discosea, Longamoebia, Acanthamoebidae. The transcript is spliced from 8 exons. Gene Ontology annotation, molecular function: actin filament binding. The record is from RefSeq and is a predicted model, not a curated record.
AUGGCGACGCACAAGGGACACUUCAGGUGGCAUAACGAAGAGGAGGUCUACGGCAAGGCCCAGUGGACCCGCGUCUACUUCGUGCUCAAAAUCGAGGAGCGUGCCCUCUACAUCUACAAGCAGAAGAAGGACCAGUCCAAGGAGUGGAAGAAGAUCGACGUCUCCAAGGGUUCGUGCGAGAACGGCCGCCACAAGCGCCAGAAGCACGUCUUCGUGUUCACCGCCAACGACCAGAGGAAGUACGUCUUCCGCUCCGAGCACAAGAACAAGAAGAAGCAGUGGGUCCGCUACCUCAACGACGCCGCCAAGGAUGCCAAGAAGGUCGAGACCCCCAAGGCGGCGGCCGUGGAGAAGAAGGAGGAGCCCAAGCCCGAGCCGGUGAAGAAGGCCGACGACGAGAGCUCGUCGUCCGACGAUGAGUCGUCGUCUUCCGAUGACGAGAGCUCGUCGUCCGAGGGCGAAGAUGAGGACGCUGCCGCCGCUGCCAAGAAGAAGGCCGACGAAGAGGCCGAGGCCGCCGCUGCCGCCAAGAAGAAGGCCGAUGACGAGGCCGCCGCCGCCGCUGCUGCCAAGAAGGCCGAAGAGGAAGCCGCCGCUGCCGCUGCUGCCAAGAAGGCCGAGGAGGAGGCCGCCGCCGCCGCCGCCGCCAAGAAGGAAGCCGAGAAGGAGUCGGACUCGUCGUCGUCGGAUGAGUCGUCGUCUUCUGAUGAUUCGUCGUCGUCCGAGUCUGAGUCCGAGGCGGAGGAGAAGCCCAAGGAUGCGCCCGCGCCCGCUGCCGAGCCCGAGCCCGAGGUGGGCAAGAACGUGACCGUGGAGAACACCUACCCGCGGCUGAUUCACCUGCAGGGCAAGAAGAAGACCGACAUCACCUUCACCCACGUGGCCACCACCGGCGCGAGCGUCAACGACACCGACGUCUUCAUCCUCGACAACAACAAGACCGUCUACACCUGGCUCGGCGCCAGCCCCAACAUGUGGCAGAAGCAGGCCGCCGCGGCUCUCACCCGCGCCAUGGACGACGAGCGUGGCUCGAGCGUCAGCAACCUGGUCAUCUCCAACGCGGGCACCUCCGACGCGGCCAAGUUCUGGGAGCUGCUGGGCGGCAAGCCCGAGACGCUGUCUAAGUCGGCGCCCGAGGCGCAGGCGCCCGUGCUGUUCCGGCUGUCCGACGAGUCAGGCAAGAUGGAGUUCAACGAGGUGGGCCGGGGCAACCCGCUCAAGCGCUCCCUGCUCCAGGCCGACGACGUGUUCAUCGCCGACCUGGGCUUCCACAUCUUCGUGUGGAUCGGCAAGAAGGCCUCGCGCGACGAGCGCGACAAGGCCGUCGGCUACGCCGUGGUCUACAGGCACAAGUACAACAGGCCCGAGCACAUCCACAUCGAGAGGAUCAUGGACGGAGGCGAGAAUGAGCUCCUCUACUCCUUCUUCCAGUAA